Messenger RNA from Mangifera indica (mango), 1492 nucleotides. RefSeq names its product COBRA-like protein 2. The transcript is spliced from 6 exons. Gene Ontology annotation, biological process: cellulose microfibril organization; plant-type cell wall cellulose biosynthetic process. Gene Ontology annotation, cellular component: plasma membrane. Bases 1 to 1320 code for a protein of 439 amino acids. The record is from RefSeq and is a predicted model, not a curated record. NCBI's taxonomy places the organism in Eukaryota, Viridiplantae, Streptophyta, Magnoliopsida, Sapindales, Anacardiaceae.
AUGGGGUUUAACUCUUCUAACUUGUGCCCUUUAGCACUGAUAUCGAUAUUGUUAGUUGCUUUGGGCAACUUUGCAGAUUGUUAUGACACUUUGGAUCCCAAUCGAAAUAUUACUGUUACUUUUGACAUCCAUCAAUGGACGGAUACUGGCUAUGUGGCAAGAGUUACAAUUCAAAACUAUUAUCAGUAUCGCCAUGUGGAUAAUCCUGGCUGGAAAAUAGGGUGGACAUGGGUCCAAAAGGAGAUCAUCUUGUCAAUGUCUGGUGCUUUUGCCACUGAGCAAGGGAAAUGCACUGAAUACAGAAUAAAUGCACACUGUUGCAAGAAAGAUCCUGUCAUUGUGGAUCUCAUGCCAGAUGCCCCGGGGGAAAACAGGACUGAGGGCUGCUGCCGUGGAGGCCUUGUUUCUGCCUAUGCUAUUAAUCCUGCUAACUCAUUCUCAUCUUUUGAAAUCACCGUUGGUAAUUUGGGUAGCAAUGCCUCUGAACAAGCACCCCAAACUCUCACUCUAUCGGCACCAGGUCCUGGUUACACUUGUGGCUUACUAGAGGAUGCUGAUCCUACAGUUUCUUCAGCUAUAGGGGGCAGAAGACAGGUUCAAGUUUUCAAAACAUGGAAAUCAACAUGCACUUACUCUACUUUCUUGGCUAACCAAGCACCAGUCUGUUGUGUUUCACUCUCAACAUUUUACAAUCCCACCAUCACACCAUGCCGUAAGUGCAGCUGUGGAUGCAGAGGAGCUGACAAAACGGCACUCUCAUGUAUAAGACAAGCUUUGCCAUUAUCACAGUCAGAUUUAGCGAAUAGUCUGGACAUUGUGCGAUGCACUGAUCAUAUGUGCCCAAUUCGAGUUCAUUGGCAUGUGAAGAACAAUUACAUGGACCACUGGAGAGUGAAACUAACGGUAUCUAACUACAAUUAUCAGAGAAACUACUCAGACUGGAAUGUGGUUGUUCAGCAUCCUGGUUUCAAACAGAAUUCAACUACAUAUAGCUUUAACAGUUCCACGCUUCCUGUCAGCUUCGCAGAUGAAGUGGCUUUGUUUUGGGGAUUAAGGGGUUUUAAUGAGGAACUGUUGAAUGCUGGUGAUAAUGAAGUGGGCUCGGUGAGCACAGAGAUACUCCUGGAAAAGGACUUGAAAACAUUCACAUACAGAAAUGGGUGGGGUUUUCCUAGAAAAUUAUACUUCAAUGGAGAGGAAUGUGAGAUGCCACUUCCAGACACAUUCCCAAUGCUACCAAAUGCCUCCUCAUCAAAUCCUAAACCCAUUAAUUGUUUGCUCCUUCUCCUUUUAAUAUAUCUCUCUCUCAAGUUUAAUUAAUCACCAUUAUCUCUGCAGCAGCUUCCUAAGCCAUAUAUUCAUAUAUACUUUUAAAUAUAUAUAUAUAUGUUGGUAUGACAUGGUGGGCUAGACUGCAGUGAUAUAAAACUGAAGGACAAUGGUACUUCAAGAUAACUAUGAGGGUCUCUCUGUAAUUGUCCCACAAACAUAU